AUGGGGCUGGGGCAGUGCCUGCCAGCCGCCUUCCUCCUCCUGGGCUUGAGCACUGGCCAGCAGCUGUUGACUGUUAAGAAGGGGCCCUUCUACCUCAAGGGUUCCCACAUCACGUUGUGGUGCAAGGUGAGCGGCUACCAGGGCCCGUCGGAGCAGAAAUUCCAGUGGUCCAUCUACCUGCCCUCGGCCCCUGAGCGGGAGGUGCAGAUCGUCAGCACCGUCGACCCAUCCUUCCCCUACGCCAUCUACACCCAACGCGUGCGCAGCCGUGGGAUCUACGUGGAGCGGGUGCAGGGGGACGCCGUCCUGCUGCACAUCACCGACCUGCAGGACCGGGAUGCUGGCGAGUACGAGUGCCACACACCCAACACUGACGAGAGGUACUUUGGGAGUUACAGCGCCAAGAUGAACCUCCCAGUGAUUGCAGACACCCUCUGUGCUUCCCUGGCACCGCAGGUCCUCACCUGCACCGAAGGGGAUGAGGUGGAGCUCACCUGAGAGGUGUCCAAGCUCACUGCCCAGCAACAUCUCUCUAUUGGUUGGUACCAUCUUCAUGGAGCAGGAGAGUACUGCUCUGAGGAGGUCCUCACCCUCUCCAAGGACUUUAUCUUGAAGCCAGGGCCUUCUUACACGCAGAGGGCUCUGGUGGGAAACGUGCAGCUGAAUAAGAUUGGGAACACCACAUACAAGCUCUCCAUUGAAGGAGCGGAGCUGUCUGACCAAGGGCAACUGUAUUGCGAGAAAGCUGAGUGGAUUGAGGAUCCUGAUGGGAUGUGGAAGGAUAUUGGGAGGACAUUGCUGGUGAUCAUGAGCCAGGGUAGAAACAUCUCCAUGGACAUUGCUGUUGCUGAAAGCUCCCUUUCUGAAGGUGAUGCCUUGCAGAUAAAUUGCUUGGUGGGAUCUGAGAAGAGCAACAGCAGGCACUUUCAAGUGCUUUGACUCCUCAACAGCAUGGAAGUGGCCAAGGCUGACCGCCAUGGGGUAUUGUCUUGGAGGCAGAAUAUGAGGGAGAGAGAGAAGCUGGGGCAGCUCCAAGCAUUCAAGCAAAGCAAUAUGGUUUAUGUCCUCACUAUCUAUGAGGUGGGGCUGAAGGACAAUGGGACAUACUGCUGCUCUGUUUCGGAGGUGAAGACUCCUGGAGACUUUCACAGCAUCCACACUGUUCUGUCAUCAGGCAUCCAAGUGAAUGUGAAGCAGAGAGAGAGCCAAUUGUGCCUGUCCAUGUCUACUAGCACGCUGCAGGUCAUGGCAGGAGGUGCCCUGAUCCUGCUUUGUGAGGUGCAAGGAACCAUCAGCCCUAUGUUGGUGUAGUGGGGGUGUCUGCCACUGCAGCACCCAGGUCCUUGGUUGCUGGUGACCACCAUGGAGCAAGAUGGCACCCUGAGCCUGGGCAGCACCUACCAGGACAGCAGGAUUCCGGGGAGCCUCCGGCUGGAGAAAGCGAACUCUGGUGCCUUCACCCUGGUGAUCCCCAGCAUGUUAGAUGAGGAUGACGGCGGGCAGUAUGGCUGUUAAGUGACAGAGUAGUCCCGAAGCCAGAGCUGGAUAAAGGAGCGGGAGACAGCAGUGUCAGCUCCAUGGGAGGGUCUUGGUCUGUACGCCAUGCUGAGAAGCCGAACUGUCACUGUCAGAUAUGGGCAGAGUUUUGAACUCAUCUGCCAAGUGAGCACUAACUAUACCCUUAGGGAGGUGCCAGUGUCUGUGAGGUGGUUCUUCCAGCCCAGCCUGUCCGGUGGCCACUAUCAGUAGCUGGACCACAGCACCAUGGCCUGUGGGACUGUGCAGCCACACUUCCAGGGGAAAGCUCUGUUGACGAAGGCUGACAUCUCCUUCAGGCUGCCCAUCCACAGUGCCAACAGGUCAUACCUGUGUGAGGUGGAGGUCUGGAGGAAGAACACCCUGCUGUUGGGGCCACCAGCAGCCCCCACCAAGUCCAAUCCUGUGGGAAUAAAGGUGGUGCUGCCAGAAAGCAAGCUUUGGGUGGCUACAGAAGAUCACUCUGUGGAAAUUGCUGGCGGUGCUGACACAAGGAUUUCCAUCAGCCUGCAGGCACAGACAGACGCAUUUAUAUGGCAACUCAACAUAUCUUUCUGCUCACAUCCUACUUCAGGGCAGGAGCUGCAGCUGGAGAAAACCAGCCGCAUCAUCUUGGUGAGGGAGGGAGAGGAGGUGACGCUGCACUGCCUGUUGCAAGGUGCCCGCCUGCCCACCACCUGCUUCUUGGCCACAUGGUUUAGGGGCAAUAAGAGCAGCUGCAUCAGGACCCUGCUCACCCUCCACCAUAAUGGCUCUGUCCAGUACCCCCGGGAGAGCCUGGCAGGGAGGCUGUGCCUCCGCCACCCUGCUGCCAAUGACUUCAACUUGACACUGCACAGCAUGGAGGGGGCUGACGCUGGGCUGUACCACUGCUGGGUACAGGAGUGGCAGCAACAGGGUGAGGGGAGGGACUGGUUUCUGCAAAUCUUGGCACGCUUGAAGUACAUCCAGCUCAUUACCAUCCCUCCAGAGUCAACCAUUUUGUCUAGAACCUGCUUAUCCCCAUCAGUGCUGAACUUCAUUCUGUACUUACCACUGGUGCUGAUCCUUCUCCUGGCCCUUGCUGUGUUGUGUUGGUACUUCAAGUUCAGAAGAAGCAAGAAGGGUAACAUUACAGGAGACCAGCUGAUGGAGCUGCAAGGGGCUGGAGGGGUUGAUAAAACAAGGGCCUGCAGUGGCAGAUAUAAUUGA
Messenger RNA from Pezoporus flaviventris, 2727 nucleotides. RefSeq names its product CD101 molecule (gene CD101). The record is from RefSeq and is a predicted model, not a curated record. Lineage: Eukaryota; Metazoa; Chordata; Aves; Psittaciformes; Psittacidae.